AUGGCCACCAAGCAGGCGGCUCUGUUCGCCUUCGUCGGUUGCCUUGUCCUUGGCCUCUUUGCGCUAGCCAGCUUCUGCAACGGCCAAAAUCCACAUUACCUGGCCACCGCUGACGUGCCGGAAGGGUUCUGCGCCGUCACUUGGGCUUCCGGGCUCAGGCGCCCCCGGGCCAUUCGGUUCGCGUCCAACGGUGACGCGAUCGUGAUCGAAUCCGACGAGAGCAGGAUUCAGGGCCUCAAUCACGGUCUGGUCAUUGACGAGAAGAACGGCUACAUCUAUGCUUCCACGUCGCGAGAGGUGUGGAGGUGGCACUACUCGCCCGGCCAGCGCUCGAACCUGGGCACCGCCGCGAAGGUGAUCUACGGCAUUCCCUGCUGCGGGCACCUCACCCGCACCCUCGAAAUGGACGACGAAGGCAACCUUUACGUGAGCGUGGGGAGUCUGAAGAACGUGGACAUGGACGACAAGAGCGCGAUGAUCCGCCGCUUCAUCAAUCCUGCCGCGUAUACGACCUCGCACCAAUGGGACGACGGCGAGAUAUGGGCUCGAGGCAUGCGCAAUGAGGUUGGCAUCCGCUUCGAUUACAGCAACCCGCGCAGGCUCUGGGGAGUCGAGAACGGAGUGGACAACGUUCAGCGUGUUGACAUGGGCGACGUCCAUAACGACAACCCCUCCGAGGAGGUCAACAUAUUCGACAAGCCGGGCGCCUUCUACGGCUAUCCGUCUGAGUACAACCUGAAAGGGUCGAGGCUUGGCCCGAAUGUCCGUCCGGGCCAUACCCGGGGCACUCAGUGGCUCCAUCCUACGUUCAUUCGGGACACUCGCUUCAGGUGGGCUCACACGGCACCAAUGGACAUCGUGUUCUACAAUGGAACCGGCUUCCCAGCUUCUUGGAGAGGCGACGCCUUCAUCUCUCUGCAUGGCUCCUGGAAUCGGCCGAGCCCCGUCGGUUACAAUGUCGUGCGGCUGGUGAUGAACAAGACGACUGGCCUGCCCGAGGAGGAACUGCCGUUCUUCUCGCCCAAGGAGGGUGGAUCCAGCAAGAACAAGCGACACGACGGCCACGAGAGCGACGAGGGCGAGGAUCCUUAUCCUCCGGUGCCGGGCUCGUGGGACAUCCGACCGGUCUCGCUCGACUUUGGCCCGUGCGGCGCCUCGAACGAGUGCCUCUUCCUCACGAGCGACAAAAACGGGCUGAUCGUUGCGGUGGCCUACAACGGUGUAGCUGGUGAAGCCAAGCGCUGA
Molecule: messenger RNA, 1245 nt
Organism: Acanthamoeba castellanii str. Neff
Lineage: Eukaryota; Discosea; Longamoebia; Acanthamoebidae
Product: Lsorbosone dehydrogenase
Exons: 14
Coding region: 1-1245 (414 amino acids)
Source: RefSeq, a predicted model, not a curated record